Molecule: messenger RNA, 1459 nt
Organism: Spinacia oleracea (spinach)
Lineage: Eukaryota; Viridiplantae; Streptophyta; Magnoliopsida; Caryophyllales; Amaranthaceae
Exons: 5
Coding region: 135-1268 (377 amino acids)
Biological process (GO): glucose metabolic process; beta-D-galactose catabolic process via UDP-galactose, Leloir pathway
Molecular function (GO): aldose 1-epimerase activity; carbohydrate binding
Source: RefSeq, a predicted model, not a curated record
GGCAUUAUAAAAGGAGUAAAAUUCCAGAUAAUUAAAUUUUCCGAAAGUGGGAUAUUUUAUUUCUAUAAAAUCUCCCACCAAUUUCACUUCCCAAACAAAACCUUAACACCAAAACUAAUUUCUUUGGCCCCAAAAUGGUUAACAUCAUAUUAUGUUUAACUCUGUUUUCUCUAAGUUUAAUCAAUGCGAGUUUAGCAACUAAUCCUGAAAAUUCCCACAAUUCUAACAACCAAAAUCAAAAAAAUAACCCAAAAAGAAAGACAGAGAUUGGAGUUUAUGAGCUAAAGAAGGGAAACAUCACGAUUAAGGUCACUAAUUAUGGUGCUACUGUCAUCUCCGUCCUUCUACCCGACAAAAAUGGAAAGCUGGGUGAUGUGGUUCUCGGGUAUGACUUGCCUAAGGAUUAUGUGAAUGAUACAACAUACUUCGGUGCUGUAGUUGGGCGAGUCGCUAACAGAAUCGGUGGUGCCAAAUAUACUUACAAAGGGGUAAACUACAAACUCAUUGCAAAUGAGGGGAAAAACAUUCUUCAUGGUGGCCCAAAAGGAUUCAGUCGCGUUAUCUGGGAGGUAGACCAGUACUACCCGAAUGCUCCUUCUCCCUCUAUUAGGUUCAGUUACUCCAGUUUUGAUGGAGAGGAAGGUUUCCCUGGUAAUCUCAAGGUAAAAGUGACAUACAAGAUAAUACAAGGAAACCAUCUGUCAGUCGCAAUGACAGCAAAACCAUCGAACAAGGCAACUCCAGUUAAUCUAGCCCAACAUACAUACUGGAACCUUGGAGGUCACAACAGUGGAAAUAUUCUAGAACAUGAUGUUCAAAUCUUUGCUUCCCAAAUCACUCCUGUAGAUGAUCAACUCAUCCCAACUGGCAAAUUCGAGCAAGUUAAGGGAACGCCAUUUGAUUUCCUCAAAUCCCAUGCUGUUGGAAACAAGAUUAAUGAUCUUCCAGCAGGGUAUGAUAUAAACUACGUGCUUGACGUUGCUAAGAAUCUUGGUCCUAAGACACGAGUUGCUAUAGUAAAAGAGAAAAAAUCAGGAAGGGUGAUGGAAUUGUGGGCAGACAAGCCUGGAGUACAGUUUUAUACAGGCAACAAGCUGAGUAACGUGACAGGUAAAGGUGGAUAUGUGUACGGACCUCAUGCUGCUUUGUGUUUAGAGACUCAGGGGUUCCCUGAUUCAGUUAAUCAUCCUAAUUUCCCUUCUGUGAUGGUUUCCCCUGGUGAAAAGUACAAGCACCAUAUGUUGUUCAAGUUUUCAACCAUGAAAUGACAGGUUAACUGAUAAAUGGAGUAUGGACCGAAGAAUUCGCGUCUUAUAGAGUUUAACCGUCUUUAUUGACAAGUCUUGAGCUGAUGGAUUGCUAAGUGUUCAUUUUCAUAAGCAAUGCAGUUUUCCAUGUACUUUCUUGUUUGAUACUUUGAUAAACAGCAUGCUUAAAUAAAAUUGGCCUGUCUAAUAAA